AUGCGGGACUUUGCAUGCUGCGGUGACCGGUCCAUCUACCGCUUCGUGCGCUUCCACAUCAUGUCGUUGAUAUGUUCUGCGUGGCAGUACCUGAUGCUAGCUGCACUUGCCCUUGGGUUCAUCUUGCGCCUGCUCUUUUGGCCCCUUCGCAAGCAUCGGGACGGCCAUCGGCACCACGCCAAGGCCAGUGUACAGAGCUAUUGCUUGAAGUACGCCGUCGUGGACAUCAAUAUUCGCAACUCGUACAACUUGCAAGCGGCUGUGCCUUCCAAGACGCCGUCCGUGGCGGCGUUGGCCGCCCACAAAACGAACGUGGCCCUGUACUUCUUGCUGUGGAAACCAGUGUUGUGCACGUUGUACAUCUUGUCCACUCUAGCGUUGGCGUCGGCGGCGGCAGUCCCUGAUAUUACAGCUGCUGCCAUGGCGGGAAUAGUCAUUGUACCGCUUUUUCGGUACGUCCAGAUCGAAGACAGCUCCACCGACCUGGGCCUUCCCACCACGUCAACUCCAACCGUCGAUCAUUCCAUGACCAACUACACACGGCUGCCGUCGGCCACAGACGUUGAAGAUCGGGAACUGUAUUGCAUCGCCGUGCCAGCGCCGCCGUUCGUGUCCACCUUCAUGAACCAGCAUCCCCCACCACUGUCCAUGACGUCAGUGUCCAGAGAUAGUAGCAACGAUAGCGUGACCAAGCAGAAGCCCCCUCGAUAUUCGCUGCCGCUAGCACAGGAAUCCAGUGAGAACGAUGAUCGAAGCCGUACUACCAACAGCUUUUCCAACUACCCCGUCGCCGGCCCAUUCAACGCUUCCAGGCUCGGCAGUCUCCUCGAUCCACUGACGAUUACACCACAGACACGUUUAUCUAGCAGCAGCCGAAGCAGUCCUCAAUACUCUUCGCCUCCGAAGUACUCGUCUCUGCCGACAGAGCGAAGCCAAGACAGCGCCACGUCGUCAUCCACCCAGUCCGUCCAAAUACAAGCCUACGAUGCAUCUUCGGCAGCCGAGUCGACUUCGAUUGUGGAUGCACCGGACAAACGAAUCAAAGUGACUGUGCCAACCAAUAUCACCCGUGAAUACGACGCGUUCGAGUAUGCCGACUAUGAAGACAUCCAGUCCCCGUCGCCCCACGCUGUUCCUGACGGUGUGUACUGCAGCGCGCCGUCCCCUUCCUCUACACUCCCCCAUCAGCAACAUGCCACGUCACCCCCCGAACCUGAAAGCACUUGGUUGUCACCUACAAACUAUGCCAGCGUGGCGUCCGUAUACUCUCCGUCCUCGCCCGCCUAUGGGCUGCUCUCCCCCCAAGGUGCCGCAGCUCCCCCCCGUCAGGACAAGCCCCCCAAUCGCCCAGAGUUUCACCCCCCCCAAGUGUUCCGAAGUGUGGAUGCUAAAGGUCUAAACAAGCAGGACGCCGUGCACUUCGUUGCUUACGCACCGCCCAGUGUCGCCCUCCACUCGACAUUUUUGUUUUCAAUCUGGGCGUUCUUGGUGCACCAAAGACAUGACGUGCACGAACAAGCGACGGCUGGGGACAGUAAAAGUCGACAACUGUCCCGCGAAGUGCUGCUGCCGGUCCGACGUGGGGCGCUGGCGCAUGUCCAGUUGCAAGUUCCCGACGGGUUUGUCGUCGAGGGCGACGGGCCCACCCAGGCGUUUACGUGGACGGGGGACGUGACCAGCAUUCCGUUCAGCGUCACAUGCUUGGCUUGUCCGUCGUCGAGCCAAGUGCUAUUCAAAGCCACAAUUGUCGUUGGGGCCCACGUGAUGGUGGUCAAGUCGUUCGUUUUUGUCCACACGACGACCAUCCCCCGUCUAGUGGUCGACGACGACGACAACGGGAUCAUGCACGAGCUGACGACCGAACUCGAGAGGCUGCCGACAACAUUUCAAGAAAUCCCGUACGACUUGCUCGAUUUCAAACAACUGGUCGGGGAAGGCCACUUUGGCGACGCGUAUCGCGCCGUGUACAACGGCCGCGAUGUCGUCGUCAAGACCUUCAAAGCCCAAGACUUGACACUCCAUGGUGACUCCACUUCGACCGACCAACUCGUCCACGAGUUUCGCCAUGAAGCCGCGGUGCUCAAUAUGUUUGGCCAUCAUCCCAACAUCGUGCCGUUCGUGGGGGCGUCCACCGAUCCUUCCCAGCCCCUCGCGCUCGUGACGGCGUACUUGCCGCAUGGGAGCCUCGAGAGUCAAUGGCUGCGUGGUCCUACUAGUACAUCUACUAGUAGUAGCACUAGGACGAGUACAUUGAGUGUGCCCCAAAAGCAAGUGAUCUUGGCAGAUGCAGCGGCGGGGCUACUCAACAUCCACGAAGGCGGGUUCGUCCAUCGUGACAUUGCAGCUCGGAAUUGCUUGGUGGAUGACGCCAUGCGCGUCAAGCUAUGCGACUUUGGCAUGAGCCGACGGGUCAACGCCGUCGUGGGCGGGUCCCACGUGUCCACGGGCGUCGGGCCGUUGAAAUACAUGGCGCCGGAAUCCCUAGUCCCCCCCCAUGCUUUUUCGUACGGGUCCGACGUGUACUCGUACGGGGUGCUGAUAUGGGAAACGUUUGCCGAGGCGAGUCCAUUUGCCGACCUAUCGGGACCGCAGGCCGCCGCGUACGUGCUGGAAGGCGGCCGGUUGAAUAUGUCGACUCGUCGAGAAGACGGGAGUAGUAUUAUACCAGCCAAGUACCAGAAGAUCAUGGCUGCAUGCUUUGCCGAAGACCCGUCAAAACGGCCGACCAUGACGCAAUUGCAUCGCGCAUUCACAACAUGGUGACAACACAAGACCCGGAGAUUGUUAUUAUUAUUAUUUAUAUAUACAUACAUAUUGUCGA
This is a messenger RNA of Aphanomyces astaci, 2821 nucleotides long. RefSeq names its product serine/threonine protein kinase. Gene Ontology annotation, molecular function: protein tyrosine kinase activity; ATP binding. Gene Ontology annotation, biological process: protein phosphorylation. The record is from RefSeq and is a predicted model, not a curated record. Bases 1 to 2763 code for a protein of 920 amino acids. Lineage: Eukaryota; Oomycota; Saprolegniomycetes; Saprolegniales; Verrucalvaceae. The transcript is spliced from 2 exons.